AUGAAAGGAAAUAUUCCUAUUCCAAAGGGCAAGAGCAAACAAACUGCAGUCAAGUUAUUCGAACAGUGCUACACUGCAUUAACAAAGGAAAAAAAAAUUGCUGCUGCGAAGAGUAUGAGUAAUCUAAAGUUGGAUUCAGUGGUUGCUUGGACGAUGAAGAUUCCAUUAGAGAAAUGGGUUUCUCAUGCAUUUCCAGGAGAGAGGUGGGGUGAGAACACAUCUAAUAUUGCUGAGAGUUUUAAUUAUGUUAUUAAGCGUGAUAAGCCGCUUCCAGCACUUGAGCUAGUCGAUUCUGUUCGUGCUAAGGUAAUGGAGCAGAAUUACAAGAGGUUAUUGGAGUCUAACAAGUGGACUACAGUGCUUACUCCUCGUAUGCAAGCGAGGUUUAACAAGAGGAUAAACAACUGUCGUUCAUACAAGUUUCGUAGAUCAAGUGAGAAAGUAUUUGAGAUCAUUUCUCCAAAAGGAAAGCAUACCGUCAACUUGGAUUCUAGAACUUGCAGCUGCAAAUGGUGGCAAAAACAUAGCUUCCCUUGUACUCAUGAAAUGAAGGCAAUGUUGCAGAUUGGAAAUAAUGAACCGUACAAGUACAUCAGCCCUUACUAUACUUCUGACUACUAUAGAAAGUUGUACUCUCGACCUAUAUAUCCUAUUCCGGACUCUGAGAAGCCACCUGGAAUUAAUGGAAAGGGUUAUGUUUUGCCUCCCAAUGGUGGUCGAGAACAAGAUGGAAGGCCUAAAGGUGCUAGGUAUCGGGGUAGUCGUGAAACGAUGCGCAAGAAGAGGAAGUGUGGCCAAUGUGGGAUGCUCACCUUUCACAACCGGGGAACAUGUCGCAGAGCUCCUUUGGCUCCUCGUGCACCAACGUUUCGCAAGGAGUCUCAUUUCAGGAUUAUUAAGUUCUUAAAGAGGAUGUUGUUCUGA
This is a messenger RNA of Papaver somniferum (opium poppy), 924 nucleotides long. RefSeq lists its product as uncharacterized. The transcript has a single exon. Gene Ontology annotation, molecular function: zinc ion binding. The coding region runs from base 1 to 924 and encodes 307 amino acids. NCBI's taxonomy places the organism in Eukaryota, Viridiplantae, Streptophyta, Magnoliopsida, Ranunculales, Papaveraceae. The record is from RefSeq and is a predicted model, not a curated record.